Messenger RNA from Vitrella brassicaformis, 3149 nucleotides. The record is from the annotation of a GenBank genome assembly. NCBI's taxonomy places the organism in Eukaryota, Vitrellaceae.
CACGCACACUCUUGACGCCACGCACGGCACGCACACGAAAUGCUGUCAACAUACACACGAGCACAACAUCUCUGUCUGUCUGUCUGUCUGUCUGUGCUUGGGCUCGCCGAGUGGCUCGGCAGCUACAGCCCUCACACUUCGAUCUGCCCACCGUGUGUGUGCCUUGCCUUGUACUUGCCCAUCUCCCCUCUGCUGCUGUCUGUCCUCUCCUCUCAGCCACUGAGGGAGAGGGAGCGAGAGGAGAGGAAGAGGCCAGACAGUAGGAGGGAACGAAGGAUCGAGGCAGACAGAGGCAGCAAGGCAGGCAGACAGACAGACAUACAGACAGACAGACAGACGAGUGAGUCAGCCAUCAAUCAGGCAGAGGUAUACCAUCCAUCCAUCCAGCACCACCACACACAGCAGUAGUGUGGGGCGUACUCGUUCCCUCUCUCUGCUAUCGUUCAUUCCCAUACCUACCCAGUCAGUCGCCCCCCCACCCCCACACAAACACACACACACACACAUGCAUCCCAUGCAGCCCCGUCAGCUAUCCCCACCCACUGCCCGCCUGCUACAAAGGAAUCCACCAAGAUAGCCAGCCUGACGAACAAUCACCAUCACACACACACACACACACACACAGAGCAGACAUGCACAUGGUCACACAAUUGCACCGCCCUUCAGGUGAAUGAGUGUCACUCCCUCACCAUCAGGCAUGGGAAGGUGCUGUCAUUUCCAACAGUGUAUUGCCCCACGCCUGGGUGACGCUUGUGAUGGUCAAGGCACCGAUGUUGGCGCCGUCAGGGAGGGAGGCGGUGAUGGAAUCAUGCUGCUCAGCCGACACGCCGUAGACCUUCAGCUGUACGCGCCGCAGUCCCCUGACGCGGCGGAUCAGCGCUGAGAGGCGGGUGCGGACGAAGCGGCCGGCAUCCUCCACAUCAGCAUACACUGAAGGUGACGGAAACACACACAAGGCAGGCAGAAAUGAGGAUGGAAGGACGGACACGGACGCUUCCCCUCCCUCUCGGCGUACUUGUCAUGGUCAUGAAAGGAAGUUCCCUGAUCUUCGGCAACCUGUCGCCCGCCCCCCCCAGCAGCUGGCCGACACGGAACUCCGUCCGCACCACCCCCACCUCCCUGUCCCUCCCUAGCGCCAUCAACACGCCCACCUUCUCCCCCUCAUCAGGCAACCACGCGUCAAUCGUCACCGACUCCACCUGCUUGCCGAUGGGCAUCUUGUCGGCCAGCAGCCGGCCAGCUGCACCGCCCAAUUCACUGAAGACACUCAGCUCUCGGGCAUUUGGGAAUGGCUGCAUGUGGGUGAUGAUGGAUGGAUGGGGCGAUGGGGUGUCGUCCGGGGGAUCGAAGCCGUAGGCAUCCUUGACGACCACCUCCGUGGCCUCGUCAAAUGAGAGGCUGGAUACGAUGCCGAUGGCCGAUUGGCUGGGGUUGUGUGCGGGUCGGUGAGGCCCUCCUGAGUGAAGACGUACUGCACCGUGUAUGCCCGCGAGGCCAGCUGCUGCAUCAUGGUCUUGAAUGAGGCUGAGGGGCGGGGUGGAAAGUCGCUGUCGUAGAAUGUGUCGAGGUCAAACUCGGAUUCGGAAGGACCAUGGGUGGGGAAGGAGAGUUGGGCGUCCGGUUGGCAGCACUUCAGGAUCAGCCGGUCCAGGGCAAGCAGCACGGGCAAGGUGCGGCGGCCGACGCGGUAGUCGUCAGCAAAUUCCACCUGUAGCUGCUUGAGCGUACGCCGGCAGCCACGGGCAACGAGCGCUUCCUGAAUACAACAACACACACAUACAGGAAGGACAUCAUCAGCCAACCCACACAAGCUGCCGUGUGCGCUAGUUGUCACCUGAAGCUGGUCGACGCCCACCGGACUGUCUUCUACCACCACGACGGUGCCGAUGCUCUCCAGCUGUGCGAGUGGCCCUCCCUGCUGCCCAGCAGGUGCCGCAGGGAUGCCCUUGAACACACCCGCCCACCCCCCACUGUCAAAUCCGCCGCCCACCCGCUGCAGGGAGCGGGACGAACUGAUGAGUCGGCCCAGUCUGUCAGGGCGCCACUGCUCCUGCUGCACGAUGGCGAGUGAGGGCAGCCGCCAGCCCCGAUCGGUUAACUCCCAAUGUUUGUUGCCCCUCAGACCCUCAAUGGUCGUGAGUGCGUCCAGGGUCGGGGGCGGGUCGAGAGGAGGGGGGAAGGGUGGAUGAGUGAGUGGUGCAUGAGUCCUUGUGACGGGCUGUCUCGCUGUGCCGGUCAGCCGAACCCCUUGUUGGAAGGUGAUGGUCUCCAGGGUCCCUCCUUUCAUGUUGGCUGCAGCACGUCGGCCGGCAAUGUGGCCCUCCACCAUGGCCACAAACACGUCCAGACACCACCGAGCAGCGCCGAACGGAUAGCGGACGGUGACUGACAUGAGGCGGGUGAGUCGGGCGGCCAGCUGGGUGACGAAUUCGAGAUGGACGUGCUGCCAAAACGACCGUUCCUCCUUGGUUGCUGAGCUGAUGGUGACGUCCGAGAGGUCCGGUGCCGCCUGCUGCCAGAUGGACUUGGACAGCUGCACCAUCAGGUGGAGGGGGAGGAAGGCCAUCAUGUAGCUGAGAACGCCCUCCUGCAACACAAACAACCACACAGCACACGGGACGGCAAGAGAAGUCCAGCAGUGCACACAUGGCCCUCAGCGCGCCAGUGCCACGCACCGUGUCAGUGAUUUGUCGGGGAAGGAGGCGCUCCCUCUCUUGCCGCCGCCGCUGCCGCUCAUCACUCGCAACACCACUACCGCCACCAACACUACCACCAGAUGCAGCAGCAGCUGCCGGCGCGUCACCCUGCACCCAUACACCCAACACACAAACACAGCCAGCACCCCUCUGGUGAAAUGCGCCAUCCAUUGCAAGCGGUGCUGCCAUGCGCCUCACCUGUCUACCCUCCUCCAUUGCUAGAUGUAGAUUUGCGCUGCGAUGUCCCUCCCUGACGCACAAACACACAGCCCAUGGGGGCCGCACUGAUGGGAAAUUCGCCUUCUCUCUGAAUGGCGUACCUCAGGAACGACAGACGCGAUGAUUCUUCUCACAAUUGCUCAGAAUUUUGCUUAGUCAACCACAUCGAUUCGGCCAGGUCACCGUGAGGUCGACGAACGAACGAACGAGGCCGGGGGUUAAGGAACGAACGAG